This is a messenger RNA of Hibiscus syriacus, 777 nucleotides long. Its product is annotated as NEP1-interacting protein 1-like. NCBI's taxonomy places the organism in Eukaryota, Viridiplantae, Streptophyta, Magnoliopsida, Malvales, Malvaceae. The transcript has 5 exons. The record is from RefSeq and is a predicted model, not a curated record. The coding region runs from base 160 to 771 and encodes 203 amino acids.
UUAGCUUGAGGGCCUUAGCUCUCAUAAAUGCCGCCUGCAAUCUUCAUCCUAUAAAUGCUUUCUAUUUACAUUGCAAUCUUCCUCACUCCUUGAAAAAAUCCACUUCUUUUUCAUUUCCAGCUUCAAAUUUCAAAGCCAAAAAAAAGUGUUCUUGCUGCAAUGAAAGUUCUUGGAAUUGGGUUCUUAAUAAAAGUGUCCAUAAGAAUUGUCUUUGCUGCUUUCACCUGCAUUUUUGCCUUGGGAGGGGCUAUAGGGGGAACAGUUGUAGGAGCAAUGAAAGGCCAAAGAACUGAAACUGGGUUCUUCAAUAGUGCUGGGAUUGGUGCUGUUGCAGGUGCAUUCACAGCCUUUCAAUUGCUUGAAUCAUUGGCUUAUGGGGAGUCAUUAUCAAAGGUAGCCUUAUUAAUUAGCUUAGUAAAUGGGAAUGUCUUCAUUGAAUGGAUGAACUCUCUGGAUUCAACGUAUAGAGAAAUUGCAGACAUUUAUGAUGUAACUGGAGCAAAGGGUUUGUCAAGAAGCUGCAUUCAAAAGCUUUCAAUGCAUGAAUUUCGAUCUAGUGAACCGAUAAAAUCGAAUGAUCUUGAUCAACCUUCUUGUUCAAUUUGCUUACAGGGUCUAAAAGAUGGAGAAUUGGCAAGAAAUCUUCCAAGAUGUGGGCAUAUAUUUCACUUACAAUGCAUAGAUGAAUGGCUGAGAAGGAAAGGCACUUGUCCAAUAUGCAGGGAACAUCUUUUUAACGAUUCUGAGGAAUUUGUCCAAUGUAUAAUUUGAAAGGAA